This is a messenger RNA of Oreochromis aureus, 4237 nucleotides long. Its product is annotated as sodium channel subunit beta-3-like. The transcript is spliced from 7 exons. NCBI's taxonomy places the organism in Eukaryota, Metazoa, Chordata, Actinopteri, Cichliformes, Cichlidae. Bases 3121 to 3864 code for a protein of 247 amino acids. The record is from RefSeq and is a predicted model, not a curated record.
AGAUUUGUUCAUAUUUAUUAGAUUUGUAAACUUGCUCGGAAGUGAACCACGUGGGACCUGCCUGCAGAUAAACAGUUAAGGAAACCAUAAUUUCCGCUCAGACUGUGGAGUAACUCUGGAGCGGGUUAAAUACAUAUUUUCUCUUUUGUUUGCUGACUCCAAAAACCAAAACGUUCAGUCAGAGACGGUGUGAGGAGGUUAAAAAACGUCUGCGCAGACUGCUUGCUUCUCACUGCGCGCGCUCAGAUCAAAACAGGCCGUUUUGUUUUUGUCUUGUGCGCGUAACCGACCGUUUGAGCGCCUCCCAAGUGUUAAAUUAACACUAGAGAGUAUCUAUGUGUCCACUCCUCUGAGUGUUAAAUAUAACACUGUUGAGUGUUAAAUGAACACUUUUGAAAGUGUUAUAUCUUUAAAAGUAACCUAGUCAGUUCUGAAGAUUUACAACGACUAACACUGAGCAGUGCUGAUUUUCCGACUCUGGAAAAUAACUCAAAAUGUUAGAAAGGAUCAGAGAACAGCUGACAGAGGAGCUACAAAGUAAAGCCUUUAAAUAUACGAGGAAACAUGAUGCAUUAGUGGUGCAAAUGAGAUGUGAGAGCAGUGCUGGGCAUUAACAAGAAGCCUUUGUGCGCGCACACUUUGAGCGAGAAACAUAAGACACGGUUCAGUAGGCAGAUUAUAAACCGUGUCUUUACAGCACCGAAUCUACAAACAGCCUAAAACACACUGAGAGGUGAAAGGAAACUGAAGAUUACAGCUGAUUUUAACCUGGAAGUCAGAAGUGAUACUGUGGCUACCCACUGGAGGCUGAAUCGAUCCAUCUCGCUGUCUGCUGCUGUCAGAACAUUUAAAACACAAAAUCUGAGGAUUUCUUGUUUCUGUUGUUGUCGCUCCACAGGACGCAGCAUGUAUCCGGGCAUACACCCAUCCUGAAGGCAACACAUUAAUCCAUUAAAGCUCAACAUAAAACUCUCAUUUUAAACUUGUAUGAAGUCCUGAUAUUUUUAUUUAAACAGAUCGGACUGAAAUAGACGGGCGCAGUCACGUUGAGCUGCUGAGGUUGAUAAAAUUAGGUUUUUCUAGUCAAUUUUUCAGUAGCUUAUGUUUUCUUUUGCUUUUUUUUUUUUUGACUGGACAGGGGAAAUGCGCUUCACCGUGGCUAGGGUUGAACCGCUGCCUUUCAAGCCAAUCGAUAUCGUUUCCGUGAAGCAGCCUUUAGUUCUUGUAAAUGCAGCAUCAUUGACACUUUACAUUAAAGAAAUUAACGGAAGGGAUUGUGUAUAUCGCCUCGUAUAUAAAUAGAGGUGUGAUUUGUUUGGUUUUGAAUAACAUUUUUUUUCAAGCCCUGUGACUUCAGUUGCUUUAGUCCUCCUGUUCUGCUCAGCUGCUCCGCCGUCUCCGUCCACCCAUCAUACUUUAGAUGACUUCUUUAAUAAUCUUCAUGUAUUUAUCUCUAAUUGUUUCAUCUAUAGGAGGUAGUUUAAAGCAAAGAGGGACCAGCGACUGGACGGCAAACACAUCAUCACAGAUCUCUUCAGCAGGAUGUGCAGGUGAAGCUUGGAGAGGACAUCACUCUCCAGUGUCAGAUUACCACAGAUGAAAUAAUCUCAGUGCUGAAGUGGAGCAGAGCUGACCUGAACACAGACGGCUACGUCUACUUCUACAGGAACAAACGCUCCUAUGAAAACUACCAACAUCCAUCUUUUCAUGGCCGAGUGAAGCUGAGGGACCCAGAGAUGAAGGAUGGAGACGUUUCUCUGAUCCUGAACAACGUCACGUUUAAUGACACUGGGAUUUAUGAGUGUCAUGUAGCUGUGAGGAACCCUGUGAGAAGUAAAAGAGUUCACACUGAGAUCAGUCACUUCUUCAACCUCACAGUCACAGGUGAAACGGAUAAAACCAUGUCGGAAAAGCAGCUGAAGGAAAAAGGAGCUACAGAAGGAAACAUGUAUGAUAGAAAAGCAGAAACUCUGAGUGUUCAGAUUAUUGUUGUUGUUGUUGUUAUUGUUCUCGUCACUACUGUCAUUGGGUUUAUGGUAUUUUUGAGAUUUAAAAGAAAUAAGGAGCAGUUCAUAGCCAAGCCUAGUGAUGAGAGUGAGGAAAUGGCCUGAAAUGUUACUUUCUUUACGAUGCAAUAAAGAGCCCCUCGGGAUAAUUUCUUGUUACAUCUCAAUGUACAUCAAUUAUUUACAUAUACACUGCAUCUCUGCUGUGUGUGCUUCACCCGAACCCCUUUGAGAAUCUUUUAGAGUUGCUGACAGCUGUAAGUCAAGAUAAAUGUUGUCCUUGCAUAUGCAAAGUGAAGCAACGAACUGUUAACAGCAGCUAACAGCUUGGUUAUUAAGGAGAUAAACAUGGUCCCUGUAGAAACAAGAAUUGGCACCCUCAUGUAUUGCAUUCAAAGGUUCAUAUGGAUAAGUUCGGAUAAGUUGCUGCUCAAAACAAAGGUCUUGUAUUGAUACCAGAAUCAGCUGUUUAAUGUAGAAACAGCACUGGUGUUCACAUUCAGUUCAGUUUUAUUUAUAUAGUCACAUUUCACAAUAGGUUUGACUUCAAGGUGCUUUAUGCUGUCAGGUUAACACCCAACAAUAGCAAAGAAAGCUCCAACAAUCAAGCUGUGAACAAGCACUUGGGUAGACUCUUUAUAUUCAAUCAUCAAACAAAAGAAGCUUCAGUGACACUGAAAUUACAUGUAACUUAAACUUAAACUCUGCUGAUAAUAACUUCUGUUCACUGGUAAAUUAAAUGGACUGAUCCUUACAUAGCACUUUUCUACUCUCCCGGAUCGCUCAGAGCGCUUCAUACUACAUGCCACAUUCACACAGGAACUUUCUUCUAUGCUUUAAGUGCUUUCUAUUUAACAUUCAUUCUCUGAUGGACGCAUCCGAGAGCAACUUGGGGUUAGUAUCUUGCCCAAGGUUUAUGACCCCGCCCUCAGUUUGUUCUUCUUCCUUUAAAAGACACUUGAGCGUGCACUUGAAAACAAACGCACCCGCUUUCACGCUUGGAAACUUUCAGCUUUAUUGAAAAACCGGGAUCUCCUGUUCUCGGGUAAUCUCACCAUCCUUUGGAUAUUUAGCAAACUUUGAAAAGUAGGAUGAUCCGAACAAUAAGACGGAAAUGGCUGCUCGGACAUCCGAGGUUCCGAGCUGCACUCACCGUCUUUGUCUGCAGGUCAGGCUGCAGACAGACACUUCACUUCCCAGCCUCCAGUCACAGCAGUCACAGAUGGAGUCCCUCAUAGUCUUCUUGUUCAUGAUUUCUUGCUCUUUAGCUCUGCAGCAGGAUGUGCAGGCGAAGCUUGGAGAGGACGUCACUCUCCAGUGUCAGAUUUCCAAAGAUGAAAUAAUCUCAGUGCUGAAGUGGAGCAGACCUGACCUGAACACAGACGGCUACAUCUACUUCUACAGGAACAAGCGCUCCUAUGAAAACUACCAACAUCCAUCUUUUCAUGGCCGAGUGAAGCUGAGGUACUCAGAGAUGAAGGAUGGAGACGUUUCUCUGAUCCUGAAGAACGUCACGUUUAAUGACACUGGGAUUUAUGAGUGUCACAUAGCAGUGAGGAACCCUGUGAGAAGUAAAAGAGCUCACACUGAGAUCAGUCACUUCAUCAACCUCACAGUCACAGGUGAAACAGAUGAAAAGAUGUUGCAGCAGCGACUCGUGGAAAGUGAAGCUGGAAACAUGCAGGAUGUGGAAGACAUAGUAACUCCAACUGUUAUAAUGGUUGUUUGUUUUGUUGCGGUUGCUGUUAUUGUUGUUGGUUUUCUGACAUUAUUCAUAUUUAAAAGAAAUAAGAAGCAGCUUCCAGUCCAGACUAAUACAGAGGCAGUCGAGGCUAAGCAACAUGGACUUCUUGUUUAAAAGUGAAAAAUAGGAAAUAACAAACUGUUCUGUGGUUAUCAAAAACAUAACAGCUCUGGAAACUCUUCACAAAACAGCAAAUUCAGCCUGGAGCUUCUUACUGUGGUAUAGCAGUGCUAACCACUGCACCACUGUCAGAGCCUGGCACAUAGGAAUAAUUACAAUUUAAAGCUGCAAGCAGCGUUAUGAGGGAAUAAUUACAAAAGAUGGAGCUCACAGUAGAACAGAAACAAUAUUUGCGUGUUAUAGUGAUCUUUUUUUAUAGUAAUACUAGUCUGGAAGCAGACUAGUAUUACUCACUUGUGCAGUGUUUUCUGUCUCUGUGGUGGUGGACACCAGAACAGAAGGCAGUCAUCAAGUUGAAAAAGGAUUA